Molecule: messenger RNA, 714 nt
Organism: Neurospora hispaniola
Lineage: Eukaryota; Fungi; Ascomycota; Sordariomycetes; Sordariales; Sordariaceae
Exons: 2
Coding region: 1-714 (237 amino acids)
Source: RefSeq, a predicted model, not a curated record
AUGGCAGCGCUUUUGCCAUUCAAGGUGCCUCAAAUCAGCGAGGCUGAUAUGUUUGCUUUCCAUGAAGCCCACUUCUCCAACCUGUCCACAGGCCACUUUGAGUCUCAUUUCCUUCGUCCAAAUGACUCGGUUGUCGCUUCUGCCAGCGCCACAGCCGAUGAAUUGGAAGGGGGCCAUGCCGAAGAGGAGCAUUACCCUGAAGAAUACGAAGAAGAUUACUACGAUGAGGAUGAUGACGGCCUGGGUUAUUACCCCGACGGCGUCAAGCGAACUCUGACAGAUGAGCAAAUUGCCAUCUUCCGGCACUCAGAACUCGAAGCCAUGCGUCGUGUGAGGGAGUCUGCCAAGAUCAAGAAGGUCAUGGAUCCCGCGGCGGACGGCGUCGUUGUUAUUGAGGGUGCCAUAGGGGAGCAGCUCUCUGAGGGCGAGGUCGAUUCUUCCCCAAAGGAAGCGGGGGUGGGAUCUUCACAGCACCAGCAGCAGCAGAAGAAGAAGAAGAAGAAGGAUAGUAACAACAAGAAUAAGAACAAGCGUCGCGGAGGCAAGAAAAAUAACCACAACAGACCUGAUGGAGGUGAGCAGAUCGAUUUGCGCAAGCGCACGUGGGACGUUGUCGACAAGGGACUUGCUUCUUUGGACUACGGAGAGGAAGAACAUGGCCAGCAUUCCGACGAAAGAUCGAUGCCGAGACGUCGGAUUUCGUAUGAUGAUUGA